AUGUCUGUCCUAGACGUGAGUAUUCCGAAAUUUGAUGGACCUGAUCUCCUCAAUGCUGAGGUUGUCCUGAACCGCUCUGAGCUCUUUCGAGCAGAGUGCAAGAGGCUCAUAUCGGAGUCUGAGAGCGCAUGUAUCCGUAUGCAAGAUGGUGACAGUAAGCGCCUUGAUCAGCGGGUCAGAGACAUUCAGUUUUUAAAGAAGGAAGUGGAGCUGAAGCUCGAAGAGCUUAUUCCAGAGAUUGAUGCCCUUGAAGCCUUACAGAGCAGAGUGGUGAAGGCCCUGGCGAUGAACCAAGACGCAAUGAAAGUCACUCUUCUCUGCCUGGAUGCGAGAAGGAAACGGGCCCCUUCUGACAGGGUGCAUGAUGCGGUGGAUGCCGAGCUGCUGAAAGAAUGUUCAAUGUUUCAGGAAGUGACAGGUCUACUUCAGAUUGUGCUAGAGCAGAUUGCUGAGCAGAUACGUCUGAACAGGUCUGCUAAGUUCUAUUUAGAACAGGAUCUGAAGGAGAAAUUUCAAGCUCAAAACAUUGACAACUCUUGUGCUUUGAUGACCAUGCAGACAAUCCCUAAUAUGCAACUCUCCAAGAAAAACAUCACUAUGCUGUCAAGCGCAACAGUUAGCCCAAAGCAGUGGGAGAACAUCUCAGACCUCAACAUAGCCAGGGCAGAGCAGCAGAAGAAUAACUCUUUGUCUCUGCGCGCUCUGGUGGAGUCUCUGCUGGCGCAAUCGGCUGACGACAUGCAGAAGCAGUUCAGGUCUACUAAUGAAGCCUUGCAGCUCAACAUUCAGCUGCUCAAGGCUGCCAAGACCCAACUGGAAGAUAAGCUUCCCAAGGUCAUAUGUGAGAUCAGCAACAUUCAGAGGAUCAGAGAGGAUCUGCAAGCAGCUGUCGCAGAGAGUGAACAGUUCCUGAGUUUGGCCCAGGCCCGGCUCCUUCUGCGCAAAGAGAGGCCUGGCAAAGAGCAGUGUCUCGACGCACCCCAGGUCCAGCUCCUCGCCGAGGUUGAGCAGCUCAACCUUCACAUCACCAAACUGCGUGAGGAAUUGGCUCAGUCUGAGGAGGAGCAGAGGGCGCUGGUUCGCUGCCAGCUGGAGCUGCAGGAAAACAUUGACAUCAAAACCAACUCACUCUACAUUGAUGAGGUCGUCUGCAUGCAGCUUAGGGAGCCCAUCGUCAUUUGCCACAUCUGACCAAUCAGCAGCAAAGCUUCAUGUGUAUACGUUACUGAUACAUACAGGCAUGUACCAUAUGUCAGAAAAUAAAUACAGUUAUAUAACAUACCAAAUUCUUUACUCUGUGACUAAAACUUUCCUUGUUUAAAAUCACUUACUAAAGCUUUUAUGUCAGCACACAUAAAAAUAAUUAUACCUCUUGAACUUCAACUUCUCUGUAGCUUAUUGAGACUUUUGUGUGAGACACCAGCACAAAGUAGGAGAUUGUUGU
Molecule: messenger RNA, 1444 nt
Organism: Xiphophorus maculatus (southern platyfish)
Lineage: Eukaryota; Metazoa; Chordata; Actinopteri; Cyprinodontiformes; Poeciliidae
Gene: tekt1
Product: tektin 1
Exons: 7
Coding region: 1-1191 (396 amino acids)
Biological process (GO): cilium movement involved in cell motility; cilium assembly
Cellular component (GO): nucleus; microtubule cytoskeleton
Source: RefSeq, a predicted model, not a curated record